Messenger RNA from Closterium sp. Naga37s-1, 222 nucleotides. The record is from the annotation of a GenBank genome assembly. Lineage: Eukaryota; Viridiplantae; Streptophyta; Zygnematophyceae; Desmidiales; Closteriaceae.
AUGGGGGGAGAGAACCUCACCCCGGUCCCCCUUUCUGCCGCCACACCCCUGCCCCACCCACGGAAGUCCCUGCAGCGGGGUCUCUGCUGGCGGUGUAGCUGCUGGCGGGGUCUCUCUGCUGGCGGUGGUGCUGCUGGCGGGAUCUCUGCUGGCGGUGUAGCUGCUGGCGGGCUCUCUGCUAGUGGUGUAGCUGCUGGCGGGGUCUCUCUGCUGGCGGUGUAG